This is a messenger RNA of Pogoniulus pusillus (Red-fronted tinkerbird), 2869 nucleotides long. RefSeq names its product tubulin folding cofactor C (gene TBCC). The record is from RefSeq and is a predicted model, not a curated record. The coding region runs from base 232 to 1269 and encodes 345 amino acids. Gene Ontology annotation, molecular function: tubulin binding. Gene Ontology annotation, biological process: tubulin complex assembly; post-chaperonin tubulin folding pathway. Gene Ontology annotation, cellular component: cytoplasm. NCBI's taxonomy places the organism in Eukaryota, Metazoa, Chordata, Aves, Piciformes, Lybiidae. The transcript has a single exon.
GGGAUAACACUCCCCACAGAGCGCACCUCCUCCCGUACAACUCACCCCAUCCCGCAGAGAGGCUCCGGCCCCUUUAAAACCGCAGGAGACCCCUCCCUCUGGCCCUCCUCUCCUCCGCCUGCCUUCCCGCCGAGGGGACCCCGAGCGCACCAAUCGGCGGCGGCGACGCAGCUGGGGCUGCUGGCGGCCAAUCGGCGGCUCGCUUAAUGAGCGGGAGGGCAAGGACGCAAGAUGGAGGGAGCGGAGGGGGCUGUGGAGCUGGGAGUGCCGGCUGCUUUUGUGGCUUCCCUGCAGCCUGAGGCAGCUGCUACUGUAGUGCUGCCGGAGCGGCUCCAGCGGCGGGAAGCGCAGCGCCAAGAAGGCGUAGAGCGGCAGCGGCAGAAAAAAGAGGCGCAAGUAGUGAAGGAGGAACAGAGUGAGUUCUUUGUCGCAGCUUUCGCCCAGGAGCGAAAGGCAGUGGAGGAGCUUAUUGCGGCGGGGCAGCUGGAGGAGGCGACCGCCCGCCUGCAGGGGCUGCAGAAGCUGCUGACCGAGAGCGUGCGAUUCCUACCGCCCUACGAGGUGCGGCAGGGGCAGGAGGCCGUGGCGCGGCUCCAGGCGGACCUGACGGUCCGGCGCCAGCAGCUGCAGCCCAAGAAGAAAUUUGCCUUUCGAGCUCUUAAGAAAGAAGCGGCUCCGGGCAGAGAAUCGCGUCCCGCGGAGCCCGCCUGGCCUGUAGUUGCCACGCAGGCCCCCGACCACGGCGCCGCCGAGGGGGAGCAGAGCGGGCCGCCGCUGUGCGGGUUCAGCGGCGUCGAGGACGAGGAGCUGGAGCUUGGUCCGCCUGAGCUGCUGCAGCGCGAUGUGGUGCUCUCCGAGCUGCGCGGCUGCCGGGUGCGGCUCCGCGGCAAUGCCAACACGCUGCGGGUGCGGGACUGCCGGAGCUGCACUGUGCUCUGCGGGCCCGUUUCGACCUCGGUGCUGGUGGAUGGCUGCAGCGACUGCGUCCUGGUGCUGGCCUGCCAGCAGCUCCGCACCCAUCGCACCCGCGACAGUCGGUUCUACGUGCAGGUGACCAGCCGAGCCGUAAUCGAGGACUGCACUAAGGUCUCCUUCGCCCCCUACACCUGGAGCUACCCUGGUAUCGAGGGAGAUUUCGAGUCUUCAGGGCUGGACAGAAACAGAAACAACUGGAAUCUCGUGGAUGACUUUGACUGGCUGGCGACUGACCAACCUUCGCCCAACUGGAGCCUGAUCCCCGAGCAGGAGAGAAUCAGUUGCUGGGACUAGACUGGAGAGGCAGCUCGGUGCUGAACAAGAAACUGGUGUAAAGACACUGAUUCGUAAAGUGUGGGACUUAAUUCCCAAAAUGCCAUUAAAUGAUUACAUUCGUCAUUUAAAUCGUGAAUUGGAAUUUACGGCUAGUUAGGUUUGUUGGGUUUUUUUUCCCAUUAAAUACCCAUCAAAUACAGUUUACUGUCCUUUCACAAGUUGCUGCUAUCAUCUUUGUGUGACACUGUGGAACUUACCAGUUGGUGAGGUUUUUCUAAUUAAGGUGGGGCAAGGGGCAUGGAUUUACAAACAGCAGUGAGCAUCUGUUCCAGCUGUUGUGCUACUUUUGCUCCCCCAGGUAGACGCUGAGUUAGCUGCAAGGUCAAAUACCACGUUUUUCAUAUUUUGUGGUUCUCGAGUUGCAGGUAACAACACACUGUGUCUUAUGGGAAGUGUGGGAGAGGACAGAAGGUUUAAUGAACGUGUAACUGCACAGUGUAGCAGACUGAGAUGAAUCUUAGGCCAUGAUAUAUUUACGAGCCAGGUUCUUUUAAUGUGGGAGAAAUCUUGUUUUCUCAGGCUUUUAUUUCAAGUGAGAUAAGCCUAAAGGAAAAAAGUCACCUAAUAAAUGUUUAAUAAUAUACAUUAAUAAAUGAUUGUUUAACAAACUUAUAGAAGCUAUAUAAAUACUAAAUGUUUACAGUUUCAAAAUAAUGGAAGAAGGAUCCUCUCACAUAGUAACAGUUUUCACCAGAAAGUAAAGUGAGUGCUUUGAGUGUACUUUUGGGGCCAUACAGUAAGUGCUAAUUAGCAUUACAGAAGCUAGGUAAAUUGCUCUGCUGCAGUCUGAAACGGGGAGAGAUGUUGAAGUAUAUCAUACCAGCUGUUCCAUCUGUCUGCUAGACAGUAGGCUUUAUAGUGGUGUGAUACUAAUUUACAGCACUGCUACUGCCUGAGUGCAGUGCUGGCAGAGGGAGUUAAUAGGAAUAUGCGGUGCUAUAUUCCAGUUCCAAAGCUGUGUGUUACCUUGCAUAAAGUGCACUGUAACUUAGUCCCUUCGUUUUUUUCACUCCUGCUAAAUGAAAUAACUCAUAGUAGUAGCUUUCCUGAAUAUGGUAUGUUCAUGAUGCCUUAUUAGUGGUAGGGAGGUGACUGCCACCUAUACAUAAAGUAUACAUAGUAGUUCUAGGUUUCCAGAACCAUUCCUUGACUUGUGACAUUUUGCAAGUAAUCAUUAUCCAGCCGAAGAAUCGCCAUAGAGUUUUAUUUUUAACCUGCCAACUUUAUGCUGUCCUAUCUUCAUAUGUGUUUCUAACAGAAAAUUAAUACUAGCUGAACCAUCAUAAUUGUUUCUUUGCUAUAAGAAGUGCUUGAAACUUUGAGUACUUGACUGGUUUUGAGCACAUAAACUUUAAGUUAUUGUCAGAAUAUUUAAAAAGGGAGGGAAAAAAAACAUAGUGUAGGGUUUUUUUUAUUCUUUACAACUUGAAUGUUCAUUUCCUCCUGAUACAUACAUUGUUGUAUUUCGAAUAUAUUUGUUUUGAAUUGUUUCAGUUGCCUCUGUACAGGUUCUUUGCAUUGACAGCAUCAUAAUUUAAUAAAGAAAAACUUAGCCUUC